CUUGUUGCUAAUCGAGAUGCAAAUGCAAAAACAAACGAUGAUGAAAAACGGAAGAAAGGACAACCAAUCGAAGUCGGUACAAGCAUUGAUUUCAUAAGAAUUUGGUCUUUAUCUGAGAGAGGUGGAGGAGAUAAGGACUUGUAAUUGUUCUCGCAGUAUGUUGGUACCAAACCAUGCAAUAUUUCUAUUUUGCAUCGAAGCCACAGCAUGACACAUCAUUCCACGCGUGACUAUAAAACAAUGAAACAAAAUCGGUAUAACUUUUCUGAUUGAGCGCAUAUGGAUGCGAAGAAGAAACACGGUCACUUUACACCUUUACGCCGGCAAGAAGCAUAUUUCUGAACGUUUCUCUGCAUGUUCGCGCUGAAGUGCGUACUUGUUUAAAGCACGGCGGCGCUCGAACAUUUUUUGACUACAUACGACCCUUUGUAAUUGCAUGAUGCAAGCACAAAACGACCUUUCAUCAAACUACUCUACGUAUAGUAGACCUUUGAAACAAGGUGGUGGCGGUGAGCACACGACCGGGAGCCAACAACCGCUCUCCUCACCUGAAGUUUUGAAAAUUAUCAACUACCAAAAAGAAAUCACUACAGAAUCAAAUAAGCCAAAGACCAUGGCGAGUAAAAGCAAGAGCCCGGUCCCGGGCACCUGGGCCUACUUCUUCACGGGCGUGGGUGUCUGCAGCGAGGAUUUCUCGGAGGACGUUGCUUUCCUGGAGGACACGCCGACCUGGAAAUGGUGGCAGCCGUAUUUGAAGCACGCUGUGAGCGACACGGAGCGGGAGGUUUUGUUUCUCGUCGCGCUCCAAACCUCCCUGUAUGACUUGUGGACCAGUGAGGAGUGUUGGGAUUUGCUACCGAAGAAGGAUAAUCCCCUCUCUGCCGGCGUCGCGGCGCACUCGCUCGGUGAACUGGCCGCGUUCUACGCGAGCGGAAUCCUCCCGGAAUUGGAAGAUGUCCGGCAGAUCGCUCAGUGGAUUGCGGAUUCCAUGAAGGCGCACACCAACGGCUGGAUGGCGGGCGGUUUUUUCGACAAGAACGACUUUUCGUUGGUUACCAAAAGCAACCGAAACUUCCACCUCGCGUCAACGAACUUCCCGCACGCAACCGACCCCAAUUUGGUGCACAAAACGUUCUGCGGCCAGGGCAAUGAUAACAGCUACGAGAAGUUUCAGAGCGAGUACGCAGAGAAAAACCCGAAAAAACUAAAAGUUCGCCACUGCUGGCACCAUCCGGAUUGCGCGAAGUCCGCCCCGGUGAAGUUCCCGACGCUGAAAAACAUCAGAUCCGGCUCGUUUUACUCCUCUUCCGCGAUGAAAAAAAUCAGCUAUGAUGGGGUCAACGACGGGACCGUGCAGUUCCAGAUCGAGACCUACUGGCGCCACUGGUUGAUUCACCCGGUGGACGUGUCUGUCCUGCUGGACACGGUGGCGGAUAGCUGUGACAAAAUCCUCGAAGUCGGCGCGCACCCGACGCUGGCGUCGUUUUUCCAAGCGAGCAGUUCCUCUAAAGAGAAGUCGAAAAUCGUCCCGUGUAUGAGUCGGGUAGAGACGUGCUCCACCUUUUUCAUCCUGCAGCAGAGGCACAAAAUCACCGACGAAGAUCUGUUUUUUGACAAGUUGUUGGCCGAGUUCGGGCACGCGGACUUGAACCCGGAAAUGAACUGGCUCUCCCAGGGGUUAACCAGCUUGUCGUUAACGCAGCUCGCGACCGGGCUGAAGAAGUACUUCCCGAAACUGCAGCCGAACGACUUCUACAGCUACCUGACGCUCGACGACCUGUGUCACAAGUACCGUUUGAAGGGCGUGACCGACUGCGUCGAAGAAGCGAACUCCGGGUGCUACAACGCCACCUCCUGCUCGGUCUUGGUCUCCGGUAUCGGGUGUUGGCUCCCCGGGAAGAUUUCUUCCGCGAAGGAAGCGCUCCAAUUCUUCGAGAAGAACGGCGACGCCGUGACGCACGCAAACCCGAAGGGGUUCAGCGACCUGCAGUGCGGGUACAUGGAACCGUUCCCGUUUGACUACUCGAAAUUCCAAAUGCGAGUGAACGAGGCGAAAAACCUGGAUCCCCAACAACAACUCGCGCUGUUCACCGCGGACCGGGCGGUGAAGGACAGCAAGAUCGAUCCGAAAUUACUGCAGGGACCGCGAACGGGCGUGUACUUCGGGGUUUGGAACCAGGACUUCUUGGGCAACCGGGACUCGGCCUACGACGUGGUCGGCUCCAAUCCGUCGAUUAUCUCCGCGCGGAUCUCCUCCCACUUCGACUGCCGCGGGCCGUCCGUCGUGCUCAACACCGCGUGUGCGAGUUCGUUGGAGUGCAUGUGCCGGGCGGUGGACGACUUCCGAUUGGGGAAGAUCGAUUACGCGAUCGUCGGUGGCGUGAACGUGAUCUACGACCCGGAGUUCACGCAGCGCAUGAAGCGCGGCGGCUUCCUGGGCGACAGCCAGCGGUGCCGGACCUUUGACGACCAGGCGGACGGGUAUGUGCGCUCGGAGGGGUGUGUGGUGUUCGUCUUGACACGAGGGGGACGAUCCACCGUAGACUUGCUGGACAAGUCCCAGUUCUACGGGCAGAUUUUAGGAGGGGCCUCGAACCACAACGGGCACUCACCCUUGAUCACGGUGCCCUCCGCGAAGGCGCAGUCGGAGUUGUUGCUGGCGGCGUUCGGCAACGCGGGCUUGAAGUUCGAAGAUCUGGACUACUUGGAGUGUCACGGCACGGGGACGAGAAUCGGCGACCCCAUCGAACUGGACGGGAUCAAAAGGGCUUUUUCCAUCGCAGAACAGGAGAGAACAACCCCGCUGUAUCUCGGUUCCGCCAAGGCCAACGUCGGGCACUUGGAGUCCGCGGCCGGGGUCACCGGGGUCUUGCGGGCGUUGCUGACGUUACAGAACCAAACGGUGUACGGGAACCCGCUGCUGAACGUCUUAAACCCGGGGUUGAAGUGCCCGGACUGGAUCAAAAUCCCGUCGAGCAAGGCGGAGAAAGCGAAGAUCAAGAAUGUGGGGGUUAGCUCCUUCGGGUUCGGCGGCAGCAACGCGCACGUCCUGCUCGGGUUCGCGGGGGAGAAAAAAGUUUCCUUCGGCGAGGAGCUACCUUUGAUGUCCGAGCAAACGCCGAACUCGACGAUCUUGUGGAUUACGAAGAAACUCCCGGCUCUGGCGAUUCCGGAUCCAGACCGGUCCCGCGCACCCAGUGACUCGGGUGUGACCACGGAAUCGUAUGUGGUGUUGAGCAAUGGGGAAAAUUCCGAUCCGGACAGAGUGAUCCAGACUGGAACGGGCAUCACAACCCGCUCGAGUUCCUCCGCUUCUUGUACAAACGAAGACAUUAUCCCCUGCAAAAGUACUUUCGUGGACGUAGAUGUUUGUGCAGCCUUGCAUCCAGCAGACUUAAAGAACAAAUUCUAAUCCCAUCCGCACUACAAAUUCAACUGGUAUUAAAACGAGGUAAGAUCGGAUACCCACUCUGACUUUUUUCCUGCCAAAAUUUGAUGUGAUGCAAGUUUUACGUAUCUAUGUACGAUAGUACUUUUGCGAUGCAUAGCCAUCCCGAUGGAGCACCGCGACAUCCCCAGCUUCAACCCAGCGCCGCGGAUGAAAACCGUGGCGAGCACCAUGUCCAUGGCGUCGGAGCCGGAGAAGUUGUCCUCCCGACGGGUCCACCGGAAAUUGUUCGAGUUGAUCCGGAUCAUGGGGGUAGACACCGAUGACGAGUUCCGGAGUCUUCAGGAGUUGGGGCUGGACUCGUUGUCCAUCACGGAUUUGUUCCUGCAACUCGACCGCACGUUUGGCACCAACAUGAACGACGGCAACUUUCUGAUCGAGGGCGCGAACGUGGACAAAUUGGCGAAGUUUAUCAUCCAAACCACCGGGCACGGCGAAGAAGACGAACCCGCGGCGUCCUCGCCCGCUCUGCCGGCGCGAGUCACGCAGCAGGGGUCUGUGAUGCCCAGUAAAACACCGCGCGUUUCCCCCUCCGCGGCCGGCGACGCCGCCUUCCAGCAAACUCUGAACGCGUGGAGCAACGCCGCGCCGGGAACAACGGCCACCACUAGCGCAGCAAAUAAAACCGCUGCUCCUGCUGCUUGCAAAGCUGACCCGGAGCAGAUUUUCGAGUGCGAGCCGGUCGAGAAGCCGAAGCCCGCGCCGGCGCCGAAGCCCGCCGCCGGGAAGCCGAAGCAGCUCGGGUUCGAGGAUUUAGAAUCCUUCGACUACUACCUCACCCGCCCCUUCGCCGGCAAGAAGCGGGGUAUUCUCACGACCCACGUCGGCUCCCUACCGCGGUCGUUCGGCGCAACCAGCUUCGACCACAUUUACCAGCAGAUCGACAUCGGCCUGGACAUCAUCAACGACGGCGAGGUGCACCGGGCGAGCUACGCCGACGAGGUCUUGUCGCGCUUAAACGGGUUCGCCUUCCUCGGCGCGGGGGACGCGGCGUCGGUUGCCUACACCCCGCACGACGUCGCCGAGUGUCCCAACUGCGCGCGGCGGUUCAUCGGGAAGUCGAGCUUGAUCACGUUGAACACCCGGUUCCCCGCGUUGAACCCCUCCUGCGUCGGGGAGGUGUCCUACAAAAAAUCCACCAACGACCUGAAAAAGUACCUGGACAACUACGAAGACGCGCUGCGCCGGAACGGCACCGAACCCUCCUCCGCCUUCUACUCCUGCCCCAGUCCGGGAACCCUGGCGCUUUUCUUCAAGAACACCCACUACAAAACCGACGAGGAGUACCUCUCCGCGUUGGCGAACGCCCUGGCCGUGGAGUACAAAGAAGUUGUGUCCCGCGGUUUCACGGUCCAGGUCGACUGCCCGGAUCUGGCUAUGGGCAGGCACACGCAGUUCCAGAAGAUGUCGGACCGCGAGUUUGUCGAGGUACAAAAAGGGUUGAUCAAGGCUUUGAACCAGGCAGUGGCGGGAUUGCCGAAGGAGAAAGUGUAUCCUGUGCAAAAGUAUCGUACUUGUACUAAUUGCAAAUAUGCAUGACAAAUAUUUUUCCUAGGGCAAAACCGCAUUACAAAUUCCACUUUCGUUCUUGCCCUAAUUUGUCAUGCAUUUUAUACUAGUACGAUACUUUUGCAAUGCAUAAAGUGCGGGUGCACAUUUGCUGGGGAAAUUACGGGUUUUCGCACCACCGCGACAUCCCGCUGGAAAAAAUCGUGCAGAAUCUGAACGACAUCCACUGCAACGACCUGCUGAUCGAGAACGCGAACCCGAGACACCAGCACGAAAUCGAAAUUUUGCCGAAGAUUCGGAACGCCGUGAUCACGAUUGGGUGCGUGGAUACCAGCAGUCCGCACGUCGAGUCGGCGCUAUCCUGAGUAAAAACGUUCCCACCCCAGAGUUGUCAUGCAAAUCUGCAUGCUGAAAAUGUUUCUCAUGCGGAGACCCAUGAGAAGCAGUCCCUCUUGGUGUUUUGCGGUUUGUGAUGCUCACAUCCGAAUGGUAUGCUAGAUCUGUGAUGCUGCUUCACUAGCAAAACACGACUACACUGCGACCCCAAAUUUGUCAUGCGUAACAGGCGAAGCUGGUUGAUUUGUGUAGCAGAUUUGUCAUCUUCACUCUGGGGUGGGGACGUUUUUGCUCACCAUAGGCGCAGCUCAUUGCACAGAGGAUUUGCAAGCUCGCCCAGGUGGUCGGACCGGACCGGGUGAAAGCGGGGACGGACUGCGGGUUCGCGACGACCAGUGAGUCCCACAGCAACACCGAGAUUGUGGUGAUGAAGCUCCGAGCGCUGGUGAUGGGAGCCCGGAUGGCCUCGUCGAUUCUGAUGAACGGUAUAAAUUUGUCAACGCACAACAACUGCAUGAGCAUUUGGUCCUCAACCCCCAGCAAGAUUGUUAAGAAGCUGCUCAAGGACGCAGAAGCACGAGCCUCUCGUCCAUGUUGUUCAGCUCGUUGCGCUUUCUGCUCGCGCCGCCGCGCCUGCCCGCUUGCCCAAAGAACCGCGCUGCGGCCCACCGCUGUACUACUGCAUGCAAUUGCAAUGCUGAGUCGUGCAUUGAAUAUUUUGCAGCGCACAUAUAUGAAUAUGUUUUUCUUUCUGCUGAAGCUAGCUGCUGUUCGGUAAGGCUACUACUUCUGAACCUGAAGAAUUUUUCUUCAGAACUCUCUUUGUUUCGCUUUCGCGAUGCACGAGACCCCACGAAAAGCACACGGAAUUUCACCAAAUACAGGUGUUUCCCUCUUCCAACCCCGUGCCAAGGCCCGUUUGUACUGGUUCGGGGAGAAACCUAUGCAUUGCAAAAGCAUCGUACUAGUAUAAAUCGCAAUGCAAUUUUUUUCAGAUGGAAAAAUGGAGUUUGUAAUGCUGAUUUGGCUAAGAAACAAGAUUUGUCACGCAUGUUUGCAAUUAGUACGAGUGCGAUACUUUUGCACAGGAUAAAACCCCUGCGAAACCUCCCCCAGCUGGAAAUCCGUCACUAUCCAGGAAAAAAUCUGUGUAAGUGUAACCUUGUAGGGAAAACAGCAUCACAAGUUUGUUUUGCAUUACAGCUAAUACAGGGAAAACCUGUCAUGCGCAGCUAGCACGUGGAAACACGCAUGAAAGUUGCCUAUGACGCACAACAUCCAGCAUGACAAGCGUAUACACUUUUGCAUUUCAUGCCUCGUCACAGACUUACACUUACGCAGUUUUUUUCUUGCAUAGUCACGUCCCCGACUGGAUUAUGCAGGAGGACGUCGAGGCGGUCGCGCGACACAUGAAAUCCUACACGGAGCUCCCGGUGUUUUUCAUCGUCGUCGGAAAAUCUACCAACUUCUCGGGCGGGCAGAACAUGUACGGACAACUCGAUUUCUACGAGAUGCAGAUGCGCGUCUUAUCAAAAGGAAAAAUCUCCCCUGCCCAUAUCGAAAAGAUAUGUUUCCGAAAAUUUGCGUUGCUGAUUUGUGACCACAAAUCGGGUCUGUCUUGCAAGCAGGCACACUCAGGCUGUCCGCCACCUUAUGCAGGCGAUUUGUCAUGCUGUAUGGCCUACAGGGUAGCGUAGCCGUCUACUAUGCUAGGCGCCUACACCAAAAGGCCCCCGCCUAGGCUCAGGAUCUGCGCGCAUUCCUCUACUGCAACACAAAUGUGAUUUGUGUAUCCAAAUCCAGCAUCAGAAACUUCGUUUUGAUAUAGGGAGGGGGGAUUUUUCCUUUUGAUGCGUCUUGCUGAAAAACCUGGAGCACACGCCCGCGUACCCCGAGCAGAUCCUCCGGCUCCCCACGAACCAAACGGUAUGCAUUGCAAAAGUAUCGUACUCGUGCGGUGUAAAUCUAAUAUGCAGCACAGCAUUACAGAUGUCAAUUCCUGUCUGAUUUAGCAUUACAAAUUGCACCAGACCAUGUUUGUUCACAUGUUUCGGGAAUUUGUAAUGCUAUUCUUACUGUACUACUACUACCUAGUAUGGUACUUUUGCUAUGCAUAUACGGUUGUGUUCGACAAAAUCCGGUCGGUGGUGUACCACGGCACGGUGUUGGACCCGAUGAGUUUGCACAUCGAGGACCGGUAUCUGGAGAAGGCGGAAGCCGACCUGAAGGACUUCUACGAGGUGGUCGUCAUCGGCGCUGGGUUAACCGGGUUGCAUGUUGCGUCCGAAAUGAAGAAGAAGGGGAAGGACUUUGCGCUCCUCGAGAAAAACGACCACAUCGGCGGGAUUUGGAAGUACUUCGCCAACGAACGGUCGCAGGUGAACACAAGCGAAGCCGCGUACCGGUUGGUGGACAAGGUGAACACGAACAAAGAUCACUCCACCACAAGGGAAAUUCUCACCGAUGCGAUCCACGUGGCGACGUCGCUGGAAAACCGGUUGUUUUUGAAGGCCCCGGUGACCUACGUGAACAAAAACGGCCAGAAGAUCUACGAGAUCCAAAUCGGGGACGUCCACAACGGCACGGGGAAGACCAUCCGCGCCGGUGGUGUGAUCAUGGCGAUCAACGACCGCGUCGGGAUCCCGAGACAGGUCAAGUGGAAAGACGAGGAAAAGUUCCGCGGGGAAAUCCGGUCCGGGUUUAGCAACGACGCGGCAGAUUUGGACUGGAUCGGGAAAAAGGUGGUGAUCGUCGGCAUGGGCGCGUUUGCCACGGAAAAUCUCAGAACCGCGUUGGAGUGCGGGGCCAGUUCCGUUACGAUCUUAGCCAGGAGGCACGGAACGGUAAAAUUUUUGAGAUGACUUCAUCUUGAUGCUAAGUACUUGUCGAGAUUUUUCAACCUGGGUUUGGAAUUCUCAACCUGGGUUGAAAUUUUUUUUCCGAUAACUGAAAGAACUUUUUGAACGCUGGUUGAGAAUCUUCAACCCAGGUUGAAGUUUGUGCACAGAUAUUUUCGACACCGGGUGAAAUUUGUGGUGCAGAGAAGUCAAUUUGUUAACGGUUGAAACUUCUGUAAAGAAAUCAAUUUUUCAACCAAGGUCGAAACUUUUCAACCAAGUUUGAAACUUCUUGCCUUGGCUGGCAAGCCAAAACCCAGACAAGCCAAGGCAGGCCAAGAAUCCGGCCUGAAAAUUUUCAACUCAGGGCAAAAUUUUCUUACAGAUGAAGAAUUUUCCAACACGGGUUAAAAUUUUUCACUUCAGGAUGAAAUUUGUCUUGUGCCGGACCUCUCUACUGCGCAAGUUAGAAUAAGCGACUUUUUCACCACUCAGGUUUGCCCGAAGUACAUCGAUUACGUGAAUUUCGUGAACAAAACUUCUGCGGAUGGGCUCCAACACGACUCGGUGACCAACACGAAGAACAUGAUGGUCUGGCGAAAUUUGUACGAGAAGACAGGUAUUGUCUUGGUUUCGCGGAGGUAGUUUCAUGCAUAUUAAUAUCGGGCAUCAACGUCAUACGCUGAGAUGAAAAUGUAAAUGUAGAUUAUGGCGUUCCAUAUCCAUGCAGAUACUUAGUUACAGACUGAUGAACGUUUUAACUGUAUCCUCUGAAGAAAAAUUGCUAUGCAAACAACUACGACGUCCCAAGAAUUUUUUUUUCCAUAGGUGCCAAGAUGCCCGAGUGCUGGAUGGGAGCGAUUAAGCACUACGGGCACACGAUUUCAGUAUCUGACAUUUGGUUCAUCGGGCACCACCUGCGCAUCCUCGACUCCCUCGCCGACGAGAUCGGCCACUUCACGGAAGACGGGAUUGUGACGAAAGAUAGCGGCACCUUCCUCGAGGCGGACAUUGUGAUCCGGUGCACCGGGUUCGAACGGAACGCGCAGUUGAUCCCGCUGUUGACGCCCUACAAGACCGUGAACAGUGUCAACUACUUGGACGAGAACUUCAUGUACUUGGCUGACGCGCUCAUCGACGACAACGUCUUCAAUUCCGUCUUCGGCUCCUCCGUGAUGGAGAUGGCGAAAAUUUUCACCACCAUCUACCUCUACUUCUUCGACAACCGCCAGGAGUACAGCAAGUUAGCGCACAAGCUCAAGUCCGUCGCGGUCACGGACCGAAAAUGGUCGGACUACAUUGCUAUCCAAUGCAAAUAUUUAUGUCUCCUGGGUCUGGACGAAUGCGAGAUCAUUAUUUGUUUGUCUUGCAGUUUCCUCAAGCUCUACCUCUAGCUCUAGCUCCACAUGAUCAAGGUCUGGAGCCUGGGGCUUAACAUGAUCUUGAUCACAGGUAGUUCUGGAGCCCCUUUUUUGAUGGGCAGUAAGUGGGCAUGUUUUGCAAGUCAUGCAACGCGGAUCAUUUUCGUGUGACGAGGAGCCACCACACGCACGACGACGAGUUCAUCACUCUUUAUUUCCAGAGGACUCAGAGUAGAACAAGAUUAUAUUUGCAAUGCAUACUUGCGGGACUCGACGUGUGCUUCGCGGAGUGCACCGGCAUCCAGGCGCUGAUGCAGCAGAAGAUCGAGGAAAGGAGGCACAACUUCCUGAAGGCACACACCGUCGAGGAAUACAUCCGGGAGAACCGCCGGGAGUGGAACGAGCUGCACCACAUUUUGGGGGUCUGGUCAGAACAAACCAGUGUGUUGGCCUACCCCAAGUGGACCGCGAGCCAGAUGGGCGCCACGGCGGCCAGUGCGGCACCCGGGUCGACGUCCAAGUGAUAGAUAAAGUAACAGCUGUGCUACUUCUCUUUCUUGAAGACCAAGUAGUAGACCUUCUGUAUUUAAAGAUAUCGGUCUACUUCACCGCACGCGCGCGACGACGUCAGCAUCUUCUUCGAUAUGGCUUUGUUCGCGACGUGAUGUGGUUUUUUAAAUUUUUUUAGGUUGAUGAAAUCAAUGUGGUGCAAGCGCUGGAGCAACAUAGUCAAAGUGUAGUGGUUUCUCGCGACCAAACGUAUUUUCCGGUGUGCUGUCGAAGUCAAUGACAAUGUCACUGUGGUGUUGUGGACUGGAACUGAUGUCCUAAAACUCGUGACGCAGUACAAAAGGGAAAUAAGUGAAAAAUUUCUCGAUAAAAAGUAGAACCAGAAAUAUUAAACUUGUUGACAUACAAGAGCGAGCCUGUUGCGUACGACCUGAAUGGUUUGACGACCACGAAGAUGUUGCCACACUUUAAACCGAGGGGACGGGGGAACGCCAGUAUUAGAAUUUCGGAAAAACUACAGCAUGUCAAUGCGGGACAAGAAGAGUGGUGCUUACAGCUUCGAGUGGCACAGCAGCAGUACACCUGCACGAAAUCGACACUAGAAGUUCGAAUGAUAUCACCGAUACACACAUGACGAGCAUUCUAUUGGGAAAACAAAUAACCUCGAGAACUGAGUUUGACACAACUUACCAAAAAUGUACCUCUACAUUACAAUCGGAUAAGUAGAGCUGAGCAGCACCUCCAAUGUGCGACGCUUCAGCGACCAGCAAUCUGUGAUCGUCCGAAGUCAUUUUGACUUUCUGACGUUCUGACGUUUUCAUCUUCGCGUUUCUAGUGCUAAAUCAGCACAAAAACCGAAGUACGACCGUUUCUGGCUCUGCAACUGAAAAUUGUUUAUUUCCUCCAGUGCGACAUCGCUACUUACGACUCAUUCUUUUUAUCCUAGGUCACUAGUAGUUUUUUCCUUGUACAAUGACCACAACGCGACUGCAGUAUGUUCAUCGUUCCCUCACGCGGAAUUGGGUUUCUACAGUAUCAGAAUUUUCAUCGCAGACUUCUCUAUAGCAAGCACUAGCUUAUUCGGUUUCCACAUGAUGCUGCUAUAGAUUGAACAAUUCAAGUUGAAUUUCAAGCCGUGACGACGAAUGCAACUGUACUAAUCUUUCUCUUUGCAGGAGCAGGCGGCAAUUAUCAUGAAACGCAAGAACGACCUAACGACCCUACGCCUACGACCUAGAACUGGCGACCUUCAGCUCCUCUACCUAGCUUUCACUACUACACGCUUGUACUUCUUGUAACAACUACGCAAGAACUUCUUGUUCUACCAAGAGCAAAAGGCAUCUACUCCCGAAGUUACCAAGAUUCAUCUACCUGUGAUUUUUACCACGCACAAGUUUGCUUCUCAGGACAAGGAGGACAAGCCGUCUGUCAUCUCAAUCAGCCGGAACAUUUUCGCAAGCCAAGAAUGCAUGUUUGUGACUGGUUGUUUUGGACGAUGAUAGAUGGAUCCUCUAUUUCCUGUCAAGCAAUAAAAACUGUAACUGUUGAGCAACUUAAUAUUUAUUCGGAUGAAUCGAUUGUGUGCAGAAGUCGAAUCUUAUUUGGGUUUCAACAUUCGCAUCUAAAAUCUUCAUCCACCGCGAGCAAAACUUAAGAGCGACGAUCUUGAACAACUUCAAGGUUCUUUUUAGCCCUAGCAAGAUGAAGCACAAGAACAGUAAGAAUUGCGGAGAAAAAAACAUGAUGAGUCUGCCACCAAUGUGGACAUAUCAAAAAUGGUAGCUGCACCUCUGUCAAU
Amoebophrya sp. A120 is the source of this 11799-nucleotide messenger RNA. The record is from the annotation of a GenBank genome assembly. Lineage: Eukaryota; Dinophyceae; Syndiniales; Amoebophryaceae.